Myodes glareolus (Bank vole) is the source of this 1410-nucleotide messenger RNA. The record is from RefSeq and is a predicted model, not a curated record. NCBI's taxonomy places the organism in Eukaryota, Metazoa, Chordata, Mammalia, Rodentia, Cricetidae.
AUGUUCAACCGGCCGCCGAAGCAGAUGAUCCAGGGUGUAGGCCUUUCUCUAAGUCAGCUGUGCUGGGAGACGGAUGAAGGAGGCGAGGAACCGGUGACUUUCAAGGAGGUGACUGUAGACUUCAGCCAGGAGGAGUGGGGCCAGCUGGAUGCUCUUCAAAGGGCUCUGUAUCGGGAAGUGAUGCUGGAGAACUACCAGAACCUUCUUGCCCUCGAGUGGAAGGCGGAGCCUGAGGUGAUGGAGGAGGACCUUUACAAACCAGGGCUGUCUCAGAAGCUGGUUCUGAAGCAGCUGAAGAGGCCAAGUCAGAUGGGAGCCAGAACAGAGAGCCACCCGUCAGAAGAGCCCCGGCAAUCCCCACUGGAGCACAGGCAGCAUUGGAUGGGCAGGGACGCCGAGGAGAGCAGGUUUGCGUGCAACCAGUGUGGGGAGGUAUUCUCGCGGAGCUCAGCUCUGGCACUGCAUUUGCGCUGGCAUGGCAAGAAGCGCCACGAGAGCGACAAGGCCUUCCCCUGGAGCACCAGCCUCAUGAAGCACCAGCGCAGGCUCUCUGGCGAGAAACACUUUUUUUGCGGUGAGUGUGGCAAGGCCUUCAGCUGCCACUCAUCUCUCAACGUGCACCACAGCAGCCACAUGGGCGAGAGGCCCUACAAGUGCGGCGCCUGCGAGAAGGCUUUCAGCUGCAGCUCGCUGCUCAGCAUGCACCGCAGGGUGCACACCGGGGAGAGGCCCUACGCAUGCGGCAAGUGUGGCAAGGCCUUCAACCAGCGCACGCACCUCACUCGCCACCUCCUCAUCCACACCGGCGAGAAGCUUUACAAGUUCGGGUGCGGCCAGGCCUUCACCUGCCAUUCCUCGCUCGCGGUGCACGAGAAGACCCACAGCGGCGACAAGCCAUUCAAGUGCGCGGAGUGCGGCAAGGCCUUCCACAGCCGCGCGCGCCUCACCCUCCACCAGAGGACGCACACGGGGGAGAAGCCUUUCCGAUGCUCCGACUGCGGGAAGGCCUUCAGCUGCCACUCCUACCUCCUGGUGCACCAGCGCACCCACAGCAGCGAGAAGCCGUUCCGUUGCUCCGAGUGCGGCAAGGCUUUCGGGUCACACUCCUACCUCAUAGUGCACCAGCGCGUCCACACCGGCUAGAAGCCCUUUGACUGCAGCAGGUGCUGGAAGGCCUUCAGCUGCCAUUCAUCCCUCAUAGUGCAUCAGCGCAUCCACACUGGCGAGAAGCCCUACAAAUGCCACCAGUGUGGCAAGGCCUUCAGCCAGAACCACUGUUUUAUCAAACACCAGAAGGUUCACUCCAGAGAGAAGGCGUCCAAGUGCAGCGAGUGUGCAGGGGAGGCCUGCAGCUGGAGCCCACACCCGGAUCACCAGAGGCUGCACAGCACCUUUCACCCAGCUCAGUAG